AUGAGGAGUUAAGCCAGCGUGUGCUGUGAGGAAUCAGCGCAGCGACAAAGACGCAUGAUGUGGUGUCGCGCGGAAUACAACAGUUUUGUUUGAAAUGGGGAACUGCUCGGAGAGGAUGAAUUGCGUGCAAAGUCGUGCGGCUUCCUGCUGAGGAGAGUUAUCCAGCGGCUUCCCCCGGAUGAGCACGAGUCCACGGCGAGACAUGCGGCUGCUUCAGUGCGUGGGACUCACGGCGCUUCUGCUGUGCGCAGUGGCGGACAGCAAGGUGAUCCUGGAGGGCCUGCAGAGGUAUGGCCCAACUCCAAUCUAUCUGCCUGUCAGCUACCGCAUCCUCAAUGCUGAGUCAGCAUUCUUCCUACAGGAAGCAAACCAGGACUUAAUGAGGAACUCCAGCCUGCAGGCUCGCACAGAGUCCUUCUUCAUUCACCAGGCCCGGCAAAUGCCCUUUGUCAAUGCUAGCUACGGGCCGCUGUCUGUGCAGCAGCCCGUCCCUCUGGAGCUGUUGCAAACCCUGCCGGGGUUCUUCAGUACACCCUCCUUCACUCCAUCAUCAGUGCCAACAUCAGCAUCAUCACCGCCUCUGUUUACAUUCAACUGGAAGGUCCAUACCUAUAUUAUCAGCGAGAGUAUUCACCCCAGCUGGCCAAAGGUUCAAGUUUUGUUCUACAUUGCAGGGAGAGACUGGGACGAUUACAGCGCCAUCCACAAGCUGCCCUGCAUCAGGAUGUUCGCCUUCCAUGAGACUCAAGAGGUGCGUGGCACAUGUAGGCUAAAAGGUGAGUUGGGGAUAUGUGUUGCCGAGCUGGAGCCCCUGGCCAGCUGGUUCAGCCUUCCCACUGUCAGGCCAGGGAGGCAGAGGGUCUCUGAGCGGGCCCAGGGCACUCCUGUGGAGCUCUACUACAUGGUUCAAACCACAGACAACGGAGACUGCAGCUCAGAGGAUUCAAGAAAGGGCAACUCUGUUCACACAGACCAGCAGAGGCCCAUGGGAUAUUAUGCAGGGCAUACACCUAUGCAGCGCAUUGGGAGUGUCAGACUGUUUCAGCCGCUGUCGGAGCUCAAGCUGGACAAUAACUUUGUGGUGAUGGCACCCUCCAAACCCAUCCGGCAGAGAGAAACAGUCUCGGCUUUUCUGGCUCUGUCCAUGCUUUCCUCAGUGCAAAUUUUUACCCUCAGGGUCAAGCUGAAAGAAGGCGUGGCGUUCCUUGGAGCCAGAGCCAGUAACCCGGUUGCGUGGACAGUGAGCCAGGAUGUCAGAAGUGAAGGUCACAGAAUUGUCACCCUUCACUGUCGGAGGAAGGAGAGCAGUUUUAGUCAAAGAGUGGAGGCGGCGGGCUACCAGCGAGUGCUGCAAGUGGAUCUGGAGGUGAACGGGCUGAUGGUGAUUCAGGGGGGGAGGGAGGUGACGUGGCAGGUCGAGUAUCCGCUCACCCGCACCCUGACCAGUGAGGUGCAGACCCUCAUCCGCCUGGCACCACAGGACUUGGGUGGCAUCGUGCCACUAGCCAUGGACACUGAGAUCCUGAACACGGCUGUCCUCACUGGGCGUACGGUCGCCAUGCCAGUAAAGGUAGUCACCGUAGGAACAGAUGGAGCGGUCUCCGAUGUGACAGAGUCAGUGAAGUGCAAGUCAACAGAUGAACAGGUUAUCAAGGUGUCAGAGCGAUGUGACUAUGUGUAUGUCAAUGGAAAGGAGACAAGAGGAAAGACUAGGGUAGUGCUCAACUUUACCUACAGUUUCCUGAGUGCUCAGCUGGAGAUGAGCGUAUGGAUGCCCCGCCUGCCCUUGUUCAUCGAUGUGGCCGACCCUGAGCUCAGCCAGAUUAAGGGCUGGAGGGUCCCUGUUAGUACAGGGAACAGGAGGUAUGAGAGGGUCACGGAUGACAAGGAUCAUGAUGAUCCAGCAGCAGAGAGGACAGAGAAUGCUUGUGUGGCCCAAUAUCAGAGCACCACCCUGCGUGUCCUCACACACUUUGUGGCAGAUACCGGAGAAGUCCGAAGAGCCAUGGAGGAGGACGGGCUGGGCCAGCAGAACUUCCUCCUGGGUAGUGACUGGCAGGUGGAAGUCACACAACUGGUCAAGGAUACUCUGAGGGUCGAGGACCCGAAGGUUGCCCAACUGCUGGAGGGCCAAGUGCUAAUAGGACUGACCGCUGGAACCACCAAACUACAGGUGCUGUCCCCUCUGACGUCAUCGGUCCUGGCUGAGAGGAGCAUCAGGGUGCUGGAUGAUAAAGUGAGUGUGACAGAACUUGGGGUGCAGUUGGUAUCUGGACUCUCACUGUCCCUGCAGCUCAGCCCAGGGAGUAACAGAGCCAUCGUCGCUACUGCAACCACACAGGAAGUCAGUGAAACGCUCAAACAGGAGUCUCUUAUCAGUGCUUGGCUCCAAUUCAGCGAUGGAUCCAUGACUCCUCUAGACAACUACAACCCUGCCCAUUUUAUUCUGGCAGCCACCUCUUUGGAUGAACAAGUGGUAGCAGUGCAGCGCAAUGCAGCAUGGAAGUGGCCCGUCAUUGUUGCCAAGGGCGAAGGUCAGGGUUUGCUUGUGCGUGUUGAAAUGAGUCCGUCAGAAGUGUGCCAGAAGGGCAAGCGACGUACUGUUUUAGCCACUGGAAUGGCAAACAUACAGGUAAGGUUUGGUCAGCCAGAGGAGCAAUACAAACAACCAGGAGAUCGGCGAACACGGCCUGAUCCUCCUUAUUAUGGUGGAUCUCUCUCUGACAUGGAAACUGGGUUAAUCAACCGUGGAGCCACUACCAUCAGGGGCCAUGUUCCAGUGAGGCCUAAUGGGGACCAUCUAUCAGCGGACAGUGGUGCAAGAGUCCCAAGCGAAUUCUCUGAAUAUCCAGACCAGGCUGAGCUGCCUCGGAGCCGCAGCACUGAUGAAGACUUGUUGCCGUCUCGCCGAGGCCUGACAGACCUGGAGAUUGGUAUGUAUGCACUGCUGGGAGUCUUCUGCCUUGCCAUCCUGGUUUUCCUCAUUAACUGCAUCUCUUAUGCAUACAAAUACCGUAGCAAGCAGCUUUCACUGGAGGCCCCGGAAGCAAUGCCCCACGCCCACGACUGGGUUUGGCUGGGCCAAGAGGAGGGGCUAUGUCUGCAGCAACAGCAGCAGGAUGAGCUGGGUGGCACCCUAGAGGAAGGUAGUCAACUAUUAAAUGGAUGCAUCCAGCGUGGUAACGCUGGUGUGGGAGGCUGUAGCUCGAGUGGGAGGGAUCCCAGGAAUGAGUCACUUAACUCACCCACCACCAAAAGAAAGAGGGUGAAGUUCACCACCUUUUCCAAUGUCAAGUCCAGUAAUGGAUGUCCUGUGCUCAGCCCAUUAGCACUAGUGCAGACCAGUGAGAUAAAAUGGGUAUGUCCGGACAUUGAGCUUGGAGACUCAAAGGAUCUUAGGAACUACAUGGAAAAGCUGAAUGAAAAUGCAAUUAAGAACACUGCAUAGGGGGUACUGGGUGUUUUCAAUGAACUAAAGAGAAACUCACCUGAAUGCCUUCAUAAUAAGGAGGGAAUGAGAGCUAGAAGGAGGAAAGGGACGAAGAGUAGAGAAAGGGAUGAAGAAAACAGACUUGGGGUGCUGUUAAACUGUACCUCACCAAAGCAACAGG
Molecule: messenger RNA, 3611 nt
Organism: Xiphias gladius (swordfish)
Lineage: Eukaryota; Metazoa; Chordata; Actinopteri; Istiophoriformes; Xiphiidae
Product: transmembrane protein 132C
Exons: 10
Coding region: 179-3448 (1089 amino acids)
Source: RefSeq, a predicted model, not a curated record